AUGGUUCCACCAAAUAACAACAACACACAAAAUCAUGAAAACCACCAACAACAAGAGAAUUCCUCUUCAGAAUCCAAGAAACCAGAUCAACAACAACAACAAAGAGUAGUUGUAAAAUGUCCAAGAUGUGACUCUUCCAACACAAAAUUCUGUUACUACAACAACUAUAGUCUCACUCAACCAAGACAUUUCUGCAAAACUUGUAGAAGAUAUUGGACUAAUGGUGGAUCCUUGCGUAACGUUCCAAUCGGCGGAGGUUGUAGAAAGAAACAAAAGCUCAAAAACUCAUCUUUAACAUCAUCAUCAUCAUCAUCACCAUUAUCAUCCAUUUCUAAGUACUCUUCUUCACCUUCACUUGAUUUUCAUCUUGGUGGCUUAUUACCCUUACCUUUACCAUUACCCUUUACGUCAAAACCCUAUUUCUAUAACCAAUUCCCUUCAAAUUCAAACACUUGUGUUCCUACUACAAGUCCUUCAAGUUUUCAUCUAGAUCCAUCUAGUACCUCAAAUCCAAUGAUGGGUCUAAAUUUAUAUCCUUUUUCUUCUACUUCAAAUGGAAGUGGAUUCAUCAAUGAAAAUGCAAUUCAAGGAAUGAACUUUAUGAAUGUGAACACUAGUACUAUUACUCCAACUACUAGUACUAGUACUAGUCUUGCUAUUGAAUCAUUGAGUUGUAUAAAUCAAGAUUUGCAUUUGAAGCUUCAGCAGCAGCGAUUAGCGACUAUGUUCGGUGGAGAUGAUGAAAAGAAAGAUGGUAUUAGGGGAAAUGAUUUGGUUUCUCAGGUUAGCGGCAUUGAAAAGCCUCAACCUAUUUUGUUUCAGAAUCUCGAGAAUUCAAAGGCGGAAAUGUUUCAAGGUGUUGGAGAUGAUGGUGAUAUGAGAAAAGCAGGUCCAAGUCCAAGUGAAUGGUUCUUCGAGAUGAAUUCUUAUUCGUCCGUGAUGACUCCGACAAGAACUAAUGAUAGUGUUUGCAUGAAUGGUGAUCAUGAUAAUGGAAACUACAUCAACAACAACUGGAUUAACAAUGGUGGUGUUCAUGCUUGGAGUGAUGUGCAGCAGCAGCAGCAGCUACCAUACAGUGCUUUGCCCUAA
Messenger RNA from Vicia faba (fava bean), 1092 nucleotides. The record is from the annotation of a GenBank genome assembly. NCBI's taxonomy places the organism in Eukaryota, Viridiplantae, Streptophyta, Magnoliopsida, Fabales, Fabaceae.